This is a messenger RNA of Mollisia scopiformis, 2115 nucleotides long. RefSeq lists its product as uncharacterized. Bases 1 to 2115 code for a protein of 704 amino acids. NCBI's taxonomy places the organism in Eukaryota, Fungi, Ascomycota, Leotiomycetes, Helotiales, Mollisiaceae. Gene Ontology annotation, molecular function: DNA-binding transcription factor activity, RNA polymerase II-specific; sequence-specific DNA binding; zinc ion binding. Gene Ontology annotation, cellular component: nucleus. The transcript has 6 exons. The record is from RefSeq and is a predicted model, not a curated record. Gene Ontology annotation, biological process: positive regulation of transcription by RNA polymerase II; DNA-templated transcription.
AUGCAGAAGCAACGAGUAUCACGUGCGUGUGAUACCUGCAAGAGAAGAAAGAUUCGCUGCACUGGGAAGCAGCCAUGUGCACAUUGUAUCAAGAACAACAAAACGUGCGAGUUUAAGGCUGCUUAUACCCGCGGAGCCGUGCCAGAAGUCCAAUCGGCUCCAUUGGAAGAGCAAGAAAAGUUCCUUGAGGAAGUUGGAUACAAGCGGAGACAAGUCUGGAGACCAUCGCCCGGCAGAAGGAAUCACAGUCACGUGCGUAGUAACGAACAGGAUGAUGCACGUUUAGACACAGAGGAAGAGGACUCGGAGUAUGACGGGGAGACCGCAUUCGGGUAUCCGUCAGUUCCUUCAAGCCGGCCAAUUCCUACUCGCCAGCAUCAAGACUCAACCUCAGGGACUUCCAACACCAGCACUCAACCUUCCCAUAUCACCCCUUGUCUAAGAGACAGAGUUGCGAACAACUCAUCUGCCACAUCUUUGUAUGAUCGGACCCAACACAAUAUCCACACGCGUGACUAUCACCACAGAAAUCCCGUCUAUGCCUACGGAGACCCCGCGCUUCCAGAUAUUGACGCCACCUUUCUCAUUAUCCCAUCCCAGAACACAGCACAUGCAAUUAUCAGGAAGUAUUUUGACUAUGUCUCCGCCACCAAUCGAAUUCUGCACUUCCCCACAGUGGAGAAAUGGACUGUCGAUCUACUGAACAAUAUUCGUGAUAUGCGGACAGGUGCAGAAGAGAACAGCCACCGUGCUGUUGUUCUGAUGCUGUUUGCUCUAACGUAUGAAUACAUGGGUGACGAGUACGGCGAGUGGGAUGCUAAUAGCAGCUUCUAUUACUUUCAGGCAGCAGAGAACCAGCUGGCAAAGGAAACAGGCGAGAUCCGACUUGCUACUCUCCAAGCUCGACUAUUACAAUGUCUCUACCUACUCUCGAGGUCGCGAAUUAAUCAAUGCUAUAGUAUCUUUGGUACUGUCGUUAACUUCAUAUACGCCAUCGGUAUCCACAGAGAACGAAGGCCUUCCAGUACAAGCGACUUGCUGGAGAUUGAAAUGCAGAAAAGAGUUUUCUGGGGAGCCUACGUUAUGGAUAAAUAUCUAAGCUCGUCCCUAGGCCGCCCACAAUUAAUUCAAGAUGAAGAUAUUGAUCAAGAGCUGCCUCUUCUGGUUGAGGAUGAGAACUUGUCUUCUGGCUUCCUACAAACAACGAGCAAGGAAGCUCAAGUUCCGAUGCGAGGCGCAAUCUACCAGAUAAAACUUUCCAAGAUAAUGAGUCAAAUCAUGCGUGAGCUUUAUAGUGUCCAAAGACACCCAUUGGAGGUUCGCUUUGCUGCGGCUAGCCAGUUGAACCUUGCUCUCCGCACGUGGCGUGGCGAAAUCGCUCACUUUCUCGAUCUCGACCCGUCCCUCCUGUCGCCGUUAUACAUGCGUCAAAACAUGGCACUGCGUCUCUCGUACUCGCAUGCCCUCAUCCUUCUCCAUAGACCAUUUCUACUUGAUACUUUCGAUAGCCAUCUGGACAUCUCUCUUCCAGUUCUUUUAGAAAAACUCGAAGAGAAUGUGAAUAAUUGUAUGAACGCCGCUCUGGACGUGGUCAAGACAAUUGACUCGUUACACAAAGUGGAGUCUUCGUUUAAUGCUUCUUGGUUCGCCCACUACUGUGCUUACACUGCAAUCGUAGCUCUCUACCUUCACGUCAUUAGACGUUACACCAGUUGUCCCUUCGAAAGUAUGACAAGCACCUCGGCCGAGACUAUCAACUCUCGUCACGCGCGCUGGAUGCUCCAAUUCGAAGCAGCAUCAAAAUGCCAAGAACAGAUCAAGAAUUCCUCGACUAUGGCAAAGGAGAGCUUUGCUCAGAAGUGCAGUGUUGUACUCGAAGAAGCUAGGGCUGAAGCUGUGCUUAAGAUCAGGCAGGCGAAGACAAGGCAAGGUAAAACUUGGGGUGAUACAGAAGAAAGUGAGUCUCGUUCAGAGAGGGAGAACAUGGAAGGCGUGUCUGAGGGAGUUGGCAAUGAAAGACCACAUGUUCAAAUGGAGGAAACAAGCUUUUUCGGUGGGGAGUGGAAUGAUAUGAAUUUUGCGCCUUUUGCGCGCUCAUCUUUCCGCCUAGCCUGA